UUUAUUUGUAUCAUUUUUACACAUCUACACAUGUACAGCAGCACACCCCACUUCCUUUGCCCAAGGAGUAUGAUGAGGAUUCACUGAUCCCCAGCAGUCCAGCCACAGAGACGUCAGACAAUGUCAGUCCAGUAGCAAGCCCCAUCCACACCGGGUUCCUGGUGAGCUUCAUGGUAGAUGCUCGUGGCGGCUCAAUGAGAGGCAGCAGACAUAACGGCCUGCGUGUCAUCAUUCCUCCUCGUACCUGUGCCGCUCCAACACGCAUCACCUGUCGCCUGGUGAAGCCGCAGAAACUUGCCACACCACCUCCUCUGGUGGAGGGUGAAGGUCUCGCCAGCCGUAUCAUCUCUCUUGGUCCAGCUGGCAUGCAGUUCUUAGGGCCUGUGAUUGUAGAGAUUCCCCAUUUCGCUGCACUUGGUCGGGGAGAUCGUGAACUAGUAGUCUUGCGGAGUGAAAAUGGAUCAGUCUGGAAGGAGCAUCGUAAUCGUUAUGGUGACGAGGUCCUAGAGACCAUCCUCAAUGGCAUGGAUGAAGACCUUGAGAGUCAGGAGGAACUUGGGAAGAAAAGAAUCAGGCGCAUCAUCUCGACCGACUUCCCGCUAUACUUUGCUGUGGUGUCCCGUAUCCAGCAGGAGAACGAUCUGAUUGGCCCAGAAGGGGGUUAUCUCAACAGUAAGCUGGUGCCCAUGGUCCAGGCCAGUUUUCCUGAGACAGCCGUCACCAAGCGUGUCCGUCUCGGACUGCAGGCACAGCCAGUCCCUGAUGAGCUGGUGGCCAAGCUUCUAGGGAACCAAGCCACAUUCAGCCCUGUCGUGACAGUAGAGCCUCGUCGGCGCAAGUUUCACCGUCCCAUCGGCCUGAGGAUUCCACUGCCUCCCUCCUGGAAGGAAAGUCCACGGGACGCUGGCGAGGGCGACACCACCAGCCUCCGCCUGCUCUGCAGUGUCAUCGGCGGCACAGCUCCAGCCCAGUGGGAAGAUAUAACUGGCACCACCAAACUUAUUUAUGCCAAUGGCUGCGCCAGUUUCACCACCAAUGUCUCUGCCCGUUUCUGGCUGGCAGACUGUCCUCGGACUGCAGAGGCCGUGUCCUUUGCCAACCUCCUGUACCGUGAGCUGUCAGCCGUGCCAUACAUGGCCAAGUUUGUAGUUUUUGCAAAGAUGAAUGAAGCACGAGAGGGUCGACUCCGCUGUUAUUGCAUGACUGAUGACAAAAUGGACAAAACCCUGGAGCAACACGAGAACUUCACUGAAGUGGCUCGCAGUAGAGACAUCGAGGUCAUAUGAUAUAGUGUGUCACAGACUUCAUAUAGACAAUACAUAAUAAUGCAUCUAUUGUUUCUUUUUCCGUGUGUUUACAGCAACUGGUGUUAUUUCUACAAUAAAGUAUCUUUUACAUUUACAGCAUCUGAAAGAACAGGGAAAGAAAUAUUAUUAAAGUCAGUAUGAAAUAAAAAUGGACCCUGUUAACUUUAA
Cyprinus carpio (common carp) is the source of this 1475-nucleotide messenger RNA. Its product is annotated as ankyrin-1-like. Gene Ontology annotation, biological process: signal transduction. The coding region runs from base 171 to 1286 and encodes 371 amino acids. Lineage: Eukaryota; Metazoa; Chordata; Actinopteri; Cypriniformes; Cyprinidae. The record is from RefSeq and is a predicted model, not a curated record. The transcript is spliced from 7 exons. Gene Ontology annotation, molecular function: protein binding.